AUUAUAUUACUACAUCACAAGAAAAGAAAACUGAAUUUCCACUACGAAACUAAUAUAUUAUACAGUCUCAUUAUUCAAAUGGAAGGGAAAGAAAUAGCCUUCCUGCUGUCCCAUAAUCGAUUUAAUAUGUACAACGAUUAAAUUUAUAUCUUUUGACAGAAGCUUUAUUAUGUAGCGAGAUUAUCAUGCAACUAUUCAGACAGCUCAAUAAAUCGUGCUAUCUUAUGAAGUAUAGCACCAAUACAUGUAGUUAUAAUUGCAGAAUUCAGGCCAAGAUUAAUAUUUCAUGCCAAUAGCAAUGCAUAGCGAAAUACUUACCGUGAAAUCCUUAGGUCUCUAUAAUUAUCUCUGCGUGUAUUUGUGCAGCGAGAAACUUAAUCGGUAGAGUUUGCGUGUUCUUCAUGUCACCGAUGUCCCCGUGCAGUAAAUCGGAAGGCAAUGGUCCUCCGAUUCCGAACUAUACUGUUACUACAGUUUCUCUCUGCACUUUGUUCGAGAUACAUCAAGGGAAUAGUGACUUAAAUUCGGUGUUAUUAAAAAAAAAAAAAAAGAUUUUAAGCCUAACAAAAACUUAAUACUCUUCAAAUAUGAUGCGACGAAAAAGGGGUGGUUUAAAAUCUGUACGAAAAAUGGCUAAAAAAACAACACCGGCGGCAUUACAAACUGAAAUUUCCAAUAACGAUGAAUGGGAGAGACUCCUUACGAAAUCAGGUUUAAUAGUGGUCGACAUAUAUUCAGAGUGGAGCGGACCUUGCACAGGAAUGGUGAGCACUCUUAAAAAAAUUAAAAUGGAAAUUGGAGGAGAUGCAUUGAGUUAUGCAACGGCAAAAUGCGAUUACAUCACGGAUUUGGAGCGUUUUCAAGGGAAAAGCGAGCCAACGUGGAUGUUUAUACACAAUGGUCGAAUGGUAAAUCUCAUGUUUGGUGCUCAAUGCCCACAAUUAUUAAAAGUGUUAACAACGGAAUUGCAACGAGUACAAAAUGGCGAGGAACAUGAGUUUUCUUUAGACGUAUCGGAAAGAAGUCCGGAAGAAAUAAAACGAUUAAAAAUUAUCGAAGAAGCUAGAAUAGCUAAAGAAGCAGCAAAAAAGGCUCAAAAAGAGGCUGAAGCUGUAGCACGAUAUGAAGCUGAAAUGUUGCAUCUGACUAUUUCACUAAAUAAAGAAACAUGCCUUUUACUUUAUCCAUGGAUUUUUAAAGAUGAAGAAGGUCAUAAAAGAGAUAAAAAAUCAAGUCCACCGUAUGUAGAAUUAGUUGAAGAAAUACUACCAGGAAAUUACACUGUCGAACAAGAAAUACGAAAACGACUCAAUGAAGAUAUUCUAUCCACGAUGUUCAAUGAAUCUGAUUACGUAUUACCACUAAAUGCUAAACAACUGCUCCUAGAUGGAAAAUGUAUGUUUAUGCGAUUAAAAUUUAGUGAAACAAAACCAGAAACCGAUAUUCAUGAAUAUUUAUUAAAUCUUUUAUUUGGAGAACCGAAAUUACCCAAUACAGAAACAAUUCUUAACGAAGAAUGUUAUGCCUUACGACAUCGACCUGCCUACAUAACGAAUGAAAAUGAGAUUUUUCCAAUCGCAUGGACACCACCAAACUGUCGAAAUAAAGCAAUUACUUUUCGUACAAUUUUUCCCACAUAUACUAAUAGUACAUAUCCGUACGAAGAUAAAACCGCGGAAGUACCUAUAGUAGUAUUCAAAUAUGACUAUACAAGAAAAAACGAGCUGAGAAUGGUUUUGCAAGAAUUUGAAGAUGAAGUAGUUAACUUCGGAAUUUUCGAAUCUGAUAAACCACCAGAAGCAAAACUUAUAGCAAAGAAUAUUACGGACUUUGAAUUAAAUACAAGAGAAAGAACAGGAUACGAGAUAUUUGUAUGUGUUGUAAAAAAAGUAGGAUGCGAAGCAUUUUUAGGAUUUGCUGGUAUUGGACCUUAUCAUGUAAGUGAAAAUCCAGAGAAAGGUAUAGAAGAAUUAAAGCUAUAUUUCCCGGAUAUUACUGCUUCAGAAGAAACACAAUCAGACGAUGAAGAAAAGCCGGAAGAGUUAAUAGAAAAUCCAGAAGAAAACAAAAAUGAAACAUGAAGUAUUACUUACUAAGUAGUACAUCUAAAUUUAUAUUUUAUAUGUAUGCUGUAAUUGUACGUUUCUUAAAAAAUGAAGGAAUUAAUAAUAUAUAAAGAUCUUACGAAGCCAACAUUUAUUUUCCAACUAUCAUAACUUGUCAUAUAAACGGAUGUAGAAGUAGACAAAAUGUCUAAAUAUCAAGUCAAUGUAACAGUAUGGUAUAAUAAAUGAUGGCAAAUAAACAAAA
Frieseomelitta varia is the source of this 2310-nucleotide messenger RNA. RefSeq lists its product as uncharacterized. The record is from RefSeq and is a predicted model, not a curated record. NCBI's taxonomy places the organism in Eukaryota, Metazoa, Arthropoda, Insecta, Hymenoptera, Apidae. The transcript is spliced from 11 exons. Bases 588 to 2081 code for a protein of 497 amino acids.